Messenger RNA from Pseudovirgaria hyperparasitica, 1450 nucleotides. Its product is annotated as geranylgeranyl transferase type I beta subunit. The coding region runs from base 146 to 1444 and encodes 432 amino acids. Gene Ontology annotation, molecular function: CAAX-protein geranylgeranyltransferase activity. Gene Ontology annotation, cellular component: CAAX-protein geranylgeranyltransferase complex. NCBI's taxonomy places the organism in Eukaryota, Fungi, Ascomycota, Dothideomycetes, Acrospermales, Acrospermaceae. The transcript has a single exon. Gene Ontology annotation, biological process: protein geranylgeranylation. The record is from RefSeq and is a predicted model, not a curated record.
GUUCCUGCUUCAAAAGUUGUCGAGUCUAUGACAGGCGUACCUGUGAUAGCGGAUCGAGCUUCGGAGCAUUCUUGAACACCUAUAUACGCCCUAUGGGGAUUUCUUCCACGACGUUUCCUUUGCACUUCGCGGUGCGAUCAACGGGAUGGGUAGACCCUCCAUGAACCAAGGGCUUGCCUUCGACUUGGGAAACGAGUCCACGUUCAACAAAUCUAAGCAUGUGCUCUACUGGAAACGAUGCCUCAAGACCUUCCUGCCGCAACCGUACACUAGCAAUGAUUCAAAUCGCAUGCUGCUUGCCUUCUUCAUAAUCUCAGCUCUAGAUCUACUGGGUGCAUGGAACGAUACCUCUGCGGAAGAGAAGGAAGGAUACGUACAAUGGAUCUACAACUGCCAGCAUCCAGAGGGGGGCUUUCGAGGGUUCCCAGGUACUGAUCUUGGGGAACAAACGACAACGGAGAAUAAAGUCUGGGAUCCCGCGAACUUGCCGGCAACAUAUCUGGCUAUUGCCUCCUUACUGGUCUUAGGAGACGACCUCACUCGAAUGAAGAGAAAGGAAUGUCUGCAAUGGCUCAAUAAGCUCCAGAGACCGGACGGAAGCUUUGGAGAGACUUUAGGUGAGAAUGGAAAGGUAGAGGGCGGGAUGGACACGCGCUUUGGGUACUCAGCAGCUGUAGUGCGCUGGAUGCUACGGGGUUGGACUUCAGGUAACGUCCUCGACGUUCCUGACAUUCGUGUCCUUCAGCUCGUAGACUGCAUACACACUUCGCAGAGCUACGAUGGGGGUAUAUCCGAAGCGCCCUUCCAUGAAUCGCAUGCUGGACUCACGUAUUGCGCCAUUUCCGCUCUCUACUAUCUUGACCACCUCCCUCCAAAGUCGUUCCGUGGUCUUGCAGAGCCCGAGCGAACAAUACAUUGGCUGGUCUCCAGGCAGACCAUGACCCUAGACGAGGAAGACGAAUUUGACACGAAUAAUGAUGAAACUGAUACCCCUGAGACAUGUCAUGACGCACACUCUUUCGUAAAGCUACGAUCAUACCCUUCGACGCAAGGCGAGCUGUCUGCCGCAGGACAGCCAACAUCACACUUCCACACGCAAUGGGCUGGGUUUAAUGGGCGAAGUAACAAGAUCGCAGACACAUGUUACGCAUUCUGGGCGGGCGGGGCAUUAGCUGUGCUGGGCAAAUUCGACCUCAUCGACAAAUCCGCCGCCCGAAGGUAUUUACUUGACAAGACACAACAUAUAAUCGGUGGGUUUGGGAAGCUUGCAGGCGAUCCGCCAGAUAUAUUCCAUUCAUACAUGGGUCUUGCGUUCUUGGCGAUUAACGGUAAGGAUGGUCUGAAAAGCUUCUCGCCAGCAUUAUGCGCAAGUCAAGAUACAGUGCGUCACCUUGAAUCUCUACCGUGGCGGCAGGAUAUAGUCAAUUCCAAUACCACUUUAUGAUGUGGC